This is a messenger RNA of Mytilus californianus (California mussel), 2576 nucleotides long. RefSeq names its product serine/threonine-protein kinase Nek5-like. The transcript is spliced from 18 exons. Gene Ontology annotation, biological process: protein phosphorylation. The record is from RefSeq and is a predicted model, not a curated record. Lineage: Eukaryota; Metazoa; Mollusca; Bivalvia; Mytilida; Mytilidae. Bases 117 to 1595 code for a protein of 492 amino acids. Gene Ontology annotation, molecular function: ATP binding; protein kinase activity.
AAAAUAGUACAAAAUGCAAAAUGACAUUUCAAAACAAAAAGUAGCCAUAAAGUAGCUGCUGUGUGGAGAUUAGUUUACAUUUUAAAUGAUAACUGAUCAUGACAAAUAUGUAAUAAAUGGAGAAGUAUGAAACUGUAAAGAAGCUAGGGAUAGGUGGAUGUGGAGCUGUUUAUCUGGUGAAGGGUGUUGAUACCAAGAAAUUAUGUGCAUUGAAGAAAAUAGAAGUAGAUGACAGAAGAAAAUCAAGGACGAAAGAAGCAAUUCAGAAAGAGGCUAACAUUUUAUCACAAUUGAAGCAUCCCCACAUCGUAUCUUUCCACGAAUCAUUUUAUGACCAAGAAUAUGUAUAUAUUGUUCAGGAUUACUGUGAUGGAGGAAGUCUGGAUGAAAAAAUACAAGAAGCAAAAGAGAAAAAUAUUCACUUUGAAGAAAAAGAAAUCAUGUGUUGGUUUGUACAGAUGACCAUGGCUGUACAAUAUAUACAUUUAAAAAAAGUUCUCCACAGAGAUCUGAAGACAGAAAAUAUAUUUUUGACCAAAAGCAAUGUAGCCAAAAUAGGUGACUUUGGUAUAUCUAAGGUGCUAGAAAGUACAAUCGACUUGGCCAAGACAGUAGUUGGUACUCCGUCCUAUCUUAGUCCAGAAGUUUGUCAAGAACAUCCAUAUAGUUCUAAGUCAGAUAUCUGGGCAUUAGGUUGUGUUUUAUAUGAGUUAUGUGCCCUGGAGCCUCCAUUUGAUGCCCAGAACUUAAUCAGCUUAUUUUUCAAGAUAAUCAAAGGAGAGUUUAUUAGAAUACCAUCCAGAUACUCUGAUCCCUUGAAUGAUUUAGUACAAGCAAUGCUAAAAAGGGAUCCAGAGGAAAGACCAAGUGCAAGUCAGAUUCUUAGUUUACCAUUUGUAAAGAAGCAUUUAGCAGAUUUCAUAGAAGAAAAGCAAUCAUUACUACAGCAAAAAUCCAGAGACUCCUCAAAUGGAUCCCUGAUGAACCAAUCAAAUAACAGUAUUAAACCAAAAGGAACUCCUAGAAGUGGUAAUACCAGUAUGAACCAUCAAUUCCUUAAAGUCAGCCCUGCCAUUAAACGAAAAAAUAGUCCGUCCAGAUCUCCUCAGCAAAAAGAUAGUGGGCUUAGUGUGGACAAAUCUGAUGAAGAUCUCCAUGACAACAAGCCUGAAGCAGACAACAUGUCAGACUAUUCUGAUGAUUUUGAUGAAGUGUCUGAUGAAGAAGAGAACAAAAGUAAAGGUUCUGAUCAGGAGGUCGAGUACGACGAUGAUUUUGAGGAGUAUGAUUCAAGUGAGGAACUAGAUGAGUUAGUAAACCAAGCUAAAGAAGUACAGGAGAUCGAGGUUGAGGAGGACUUCUUUGCUGACAGUCAGAAUCUAGAAUCUAUCAAGAAACAGACUGUGAUAUUCAGGAGAACCUGUAUGGAUGCCAUUAGUACAAGUGCAAUCAGUACAAGAUGUAAACGAAUCCAAGACGUCAACAGGAUGAUCUCAGAUGGGACACUUACAGAAGAUGAUCUCAAGCAACAAGUAAGACAUUCCAUUAGUGGAGAUGCUGCUGAACUGUGCCACCUUAGUCUUGAUGACCUCUGAAAGACCAUGAUGCAUUCCGUUUACCAUAUUCAUCAUAUGUAUAUUUAUUAAUAACCUUGAUCUUGAAGACUGUUGUUAGACCAUGAUGCAUUCCAUUUAUACAAUAAUGUAUGGUUUUGAGCUUAGUCUAAAUGAAUUUUAUAAGACCAUGCAGAAAUUUAGAAAAUGAAAUUAUUCUAUGAAUAAUCUUCCAUUUUUCUAUGACAUUUAAUUUUUGUUUAUAUUCAAUAAUCAUUUUAUAUUCUUUAUGUCUGUUAAUCUACUACAUGCAUACAGUUAAUGUUUUCUUCAUUGUCUUGUUACUUUUAGGAGAAUAUAAUACUUUGUAAAGAUAACCAGUUAUAGAUGAUUUGCAUCACAAAAUUUCAUUGAAAAACUCGGUGAUUAAAGCCAUAUCAAUUUCAUAAAAAUUAAGUUCAAAUUAGGGUUAUAUCUGAUAUGUUAUUUGUUUAUCCCCCUUCCAAUGAACAUUUUAUAAGCAUACAAGUGAAAAUUAACAAAAAAGCUUCUUAAUUAUAAUAUUAUUGUAAAUAUCUCUUCAUUAAGAUUAAAAUAGAAAUUUGCAUUCAAGGAAAUCAAUGAAGUGAUUAAAAUAAUGUUAAGGGUGUGUUAGAUUUGUGUGCAUUAAGGGAUUUCUAAAACUUGUCAUAAUUAUAUAAUAAUUUAACUGUAAUAAUCUAAAAAUUAAAUAAAUGUAGCAAAAGUUACAAAAAGAAUAGAAUACUACUGUGUUGAAGAAAUUUUUUGUCCAUUUUUUUUUUGGGGGGGGGGGGAGGGGGAUUAUUCAAACAAUCAGACAAAAAUGUGAGAUCUUUUAUUGUGAUUUCAGGAAAUGCUGCAUACAAAUCAGGCUAUCAAAUUUUAAGUGUUAGUUGAUUUUUGCAGUAGAUUAUUGCCAUUUUGUCAUUGGUGCAUAGUCGUCUCAUUGGUAAUCGUAUCCUAUCUCCUUAUUUUUAUAUUGAGUUACCAGUAGACUGUAAA